UUAAAAGCAAAAGUGGAAGAAGGUUUUGACGUUUUCCGUUUAAAACUAUUAGAAUUAGAGCCUGAGAUUUGAUUUGAUUUAUUUUAUUCUAAAAUUUAAACAAAGACGUAUUUAGAUAUUAUUUAGUAAAUAUUUCCAAGUUAGACCUCAUAAUUAUAAAGCUGCAUUUCUAAUGAAAUAACAAACAAAGUUCGAUGGAUACCGAAGAUCUCGACUUAAGCGGCGAGGAAGAAGAGAUCACAGCCGAAACUGUUUUGAAAACACUCCAGAGUGCUUGGCAAAACGAACGGCUAGCUCCGGAAAUACUGCCACACCGAAACGACAUGGUCGAGUGUAUGCUGGGACAGAUCCAGCACAUGGAACGAAAUAUCAAUAAGCUUCCCAAAACAGACCUUCGUGCGUGUAUACAUAAAAUGGAAUUAAAUAGGAUUAAGUACAUUAUUUGCAAUUACCUUAAGACAAGAAUAAGUAAAAUAGAAAAAUUUUGUAUUUCAAUUGUCAAUGAGGAGAAACAACGGAUAGAAUCUGGAACAAAUUAUUUAACACCCUCAGAAUUUUGGUAUGCCCAAGAAUAUCUAGUGAAUAUGGAGAAUCAUUUGAAGAAUACAGUAUUGAAUCAUGUCCCUGGUAGGAUGCAAACUUUUGAAUUUAAUAAAAUGGCUAUUUACCCUAAUAUGCAAUCACACAUCUUCUUAAAAGCGAAUGACACAAUAAAUGGAAUUGUUUUAGAAGACUUGAUAGGUGACCAGGAUGAAGAAAUAGAUUUAGAGGAGGGCUCACAACAUAUACUGCAAUAUAAACCAAUAGCAGAAUUGGUCAAAAACGGUAAAGUUCAGCUAGUAUGAUAUAAGGCCAAAACUAGGUAUAAUAUAAAGUUUUUUUGAACAA
Messenger RNA from Pararge aegeria (speckled wood butterfly), 888 nucleotides. RefSeq names its product DNA replication complex GINS protein SLD5 (gene Sld5). The record is from RefSeq and is a predicted model, not a curated record. Lineage: Eukaryota; Metazoa; Arthropoda; Insecta; Lepidoptera; Nymphalidae. Gene Ontology annotation, biological process: double-strand break repair via break-induced replication; DNA-templated DNA replication. Bases 195 to 845 code for a protein of 216 amino acids. The transcript is spliced from 2 exons. Gene Ontology annotation, cellular component: GINS complex.